Malaya genurostris is the source of this 2702-nucleotide messenger RNA. It is a transcript of the gene PpD3, whose product is annotated as serine/threonine-protein phosphatase 5. Lineage: Eukaryota; Metazoa; Arthropoda; Insecta; Diptera; Culicidae. The record is from RefSeq and is a predicted model, not a curated record. Bases 231 to 1757 code for a protein of 508 amino acids. Gene Ontology annotation, molecular function: protein serine/threonine phosphatase activity; protein binding. The transcript is spliced from 7 exons. Gene Ontology annotation, cellular component: nucleus; cytosol.
UUUUUUUCCUUCUCUCGUGCUGUCCUGUGGGUGAUUGAAUCACAUUCAGCGAUUACAGCAGCAUAAAAAAAGCGAUUUCAUUACAUUUUGUAGUAACUACUUCACAAGUCCAAGUGAGUGUUCGAGUUUCGGUUAAAGUUAGUGGAAAACGUUGGAAGAACCUGCCGGUUUUCGAUUCGAAACGAACGAGAAACCGUAGUUGAACGCGUUUGUGCCGUGCGUGCAAAAAAAUGUCUACGACCGCCGCCGCAGCCCCGUCGGAAACGGAGGAAACGACAGCCGUGACGACCUCGGUAGCAGAGUCUCCCAGCACAAAGAACGUGGAGCCCGACACGGGACGGGCAGAAGAGCUGAAGAAUCAAGCCAAUGAGUUUUUCAAGAACAAAGACUACGAUAAUGCGGUCAAAUUUUACACGGAAGCGAUCGAGUUGGAUGGAAACAACGCGGUAUACUAUGCGAACCGUAGCUUCGCCUACCUCCGGCAGGAGGCAUUCGGCUAUGCACUGAACGACGCCGUUCAGGCUAUCAAGUGUAAUCCGGCCUACCUGAAGGGUUACUACCGGCGAGCGGGGGCUCACAUGGCACUGGGAAAGUUCAAACUUGCCCUGCAGGAUUUGGAGUUUGUGGCCAAACGAUGCCCGAACGACAAGGACGCUCAGCUCAAGUACACCGAGUGCAACAAGGUCGUCAAGAAGAUGGCCUUCGAGCGGGCGAUUGCAGUGGACAAACAGGAAAAGAGUCUGCUCGAGAUGUGCCGGGAUCUGGAGUCGGCUACAAUUGAAGCAGAUUACGAGGGACCAAAGCUGGAAGAUGGUAAAGUUUCACUGGAAUUCAUGAAGCAUCUCAUGGAGUGGUACAAGAACGAGAAAAAGCUUCACAAAAAUUUUGCCUACAGAAUUCUGUGUGAAGUGGAGGCCCUGUUCAAAAAGCAACCCUCGCUGGUGGACAUUGUGGUACCGGACGAGUCGAAGUUUACGGUUUGCGGUGACAUCCACGGUCAGUACUAUGAUUUGCUCAAUAUUUUCGAAAUUAAUGGACUACCAUCCGAGUCAAAUCCGUACCUGUUCAACGGGGAUUUCGUCGAUCGGGGAUCGUUUUCGGUGGAAUGCAUUUUCACGUUGUUUGGCUUUAAACUACUGUUUCCGAAUCAUUUCUUCCUGUCGCGAGGAAACCACGAGAGUGUGAACAUGAAUCAAAUGUACGGUUUUACCGGAGAGGUGAUAGCAAAAUACUCGCAAACCAUGUCGGAGAUGUUUACGAUCGUGUACAACUGGUUGCCGCUGGCUCACUGCAUCAACGGUAAGGUGCUUGUGAUGCACGGCGGUCUGUUCAGUAAGGAUAACGUAUCGCUGGACGAUAUACGUGCCAUCGAUCGGAACCGGCAACCACCGGAGGAGGGACUGAUGUGUGAACUACUGUGGUCCGAUCCACAGCCCCAGCAUGGCAGGGCUCCGUCGAAGCGUGGCGUCGGCAUUCAAUUCGGACCGGAUGUAACGAGUCGGUUUUUGGAGUACAAUUCGCUGGACUACAUCAUCCGGAGUCACGAAGUCAAAGAUGAAGGCUACGAGGAGGCACACUGCGGUCGCUGUAUUACGGUGUUUUCGGCUCCGAACUACUGUGACGCUAUGGGCAACUUGGGGGCGUUUAUCAACCUCAAAGGCAACGAUCUGACGCCUCAGUUCAAGACCUAUGCUGCUGUCCCCCACCCGAAGGUGAAGCCGAUGGCCUACGCAAGCUCGCUGAGCAUGCUUGCGUAGCAACUUUGCUAAUCGCGGAGUUGCCUGCAACUGUCAGUGAGAGGCAUCAGUGCUGGAAAUUCUGUGGUGGAUGUUUCUGGCUCGCUGUGUCGGUUUAUUUUUUUCUUCUUCUGCUAUCCUAUAGGAGAGGUGUUUUUUUAUUUGUUUCCCGGAAAUUCUAUUCAUUGUAUUCUAAGAGCAGCGAUUCCCUCUUUAAAAUUGUAUUGCUGCAGAGCGUUUUAUUAGAUAGAAAACGAUGUACAAUGGCGCGCAAGAAAACUCUCGUUCCUUUUCCCCGUUUUAUCCACAAAAGUUUUUCUAGUGCUAAUUGUAGGUUGUGAGGUUUUCGAACUGAUUUAGUAGAAGCAAAAUAAAAAAAAAUGUAGAUACCUUAUUGAGAGUAAAAAAAACAAAACAAACAUGUUCAAAAAUUAUGAGCAUAGCCGAAACACUGAUCUUAGCUAUUAGUAAAUUUCUUUGUACAAUCACGCAAACACAAACAUAUACAUUCACACAUUCACACUUUCUAAAUGCUGUUAGAAAAGUCCAAAACAAAAAAAAUCACAGAGUGGAAAUGAAAUGAAUAUAAAUUAACUUUUAUACACAUUGGCGCCGCGUGCUGUUACUCGAUGAUGCUGUGGCGUUUUAGGAAAAAAAUGCAUUUUCAACCAAUCCAAACAAUUAUUAACACGAUCGGCGAACAAAUAAAAACGAUUUACGCUCCCUGUGUUUAUCAAACAUAGUUUGCGUUGAAAAACAAUUUGUUUCUAGGAAAUGAAAAUGGGAUUACAGUAUCUAUCAUCAUCCCUAGGUUCGGUCGGAUCUUGCACCGCUGGUCGCUGGUAACCUGAAUUGGAGAUCAAAACACACAGAAUGAGAAUUGUUCAAAUUAGGCAAGUGAGUGGAUCAAAUUGUAUUAAGUUUUAGAAGAAAAUAGGCAUAAUAAACGAAAACAAAUUCAUUCAA